This is a messenger RNA of Acanthaster planci (crown-of-thorns starfish), 942 nucleotides long. Its product is annotated as small integral membrane protein 14-like. NCBI's taxonomy places the organism in Eukaryota, Metazoa, Echinodermata, Asteroidea, Valvatida, Acanthasteridae. Gene Ontology annotation, cellular component: endoplasmic reticulum. The record is from RefSeq and is a predicted model, not a curated record.
GUACAGUGUGUAAUGCUAAAACGAUUACCGUAUCUUUCAACUGACGUGACCGGGUGAGCUGGGCAGGCAGUCGUGAUCACGGCUGUGGAUGCAUCUAAAGAGGGUCUCAGAGCUAUCCUCUACCAGCCGCAAUAGGGAAAACUGAGAGUCAUCAGUUACAGCUCAAGAACCCUUACACCUGCAUUCAGUGCCAUCCUUUGAACUGACACCAUUGGCCAGUAUUUGCUUGUUGAUGGUUGAUGUACCUGUACAGGUCUGCGUAUACUAUUCCUCAUUGAUGUGAGGUGAAUGAAAAGUCUUUCUCUGUGUCUUGGUAUCAGCACCACUUAAGGAUGGCAGAAGGAGGAUAUGAUCCAUGUGAAUGUGUGUGUUCACAUGAAGGUGCUAUGCGAAGAUUGAUAAGUAUGCUUAGAGACUCUCAGCAGUCAUGUUCAGAUUCACAGUGUGACCUCGAGUUACCACACCCAACUUCUGAUAAUGAUGGCUACAUCACUUUUUCUCUGUUGAUGAUAACUGUCGGUUGGAUAGUUCUUGCCAUUAUUCUCUACCUAACUAGACCCUCCAUGAUGCAAGGGAGAGAAGACAAGAAGCAAAGACCAAGCAAUCAGCCGGCAUUGGGUUGGGCUGACACCGCUGAGGGACCGUGGACCCUGGAGUGUCGUGGCUCCAUGUGGAAGCUGAAUCUCGGGGAUCGACACUGGAACUGGGCUGUUCUGGCGCGGAGUGCGGAGGUGCUUGGCCCGACGACCGCGCUCUUUUAGGCAUGGCACUGACUGGGCGGGGCCUAAUUUUCUUCCUCUCUUGUGUUGGCUCCUUAAGGUAAUUAUACUCGGCCGAAUAUAAUUUGCCACUUUGCAUAUUAAUAUGUUUUUGCCGGCUUGCUAAUUUUCAGUGUAAUUAAUUGUGUUUGGCUGUGCUAAUGUAAAUAAUUUCCUUUUAUGC